Carcharodon carcharias (great white shark) is the source of this 2213-nucleotide messenger RNA. RefSeq names its product synaptophysin-like protein 2. The record is from RefSeq and is a predicted model, not a curated record. NCBI's taxonomy places the organism in Eukaryota, Metazoa, Chordata, Chondrichthyes, Lamniformes, Lamnidae. Gene Ontology annotation, cellular component: synaptic vesicle membrane; synaptic vesicle. Bases 279 to 1013 code for a protein of 244 amino acids. The transcript is spliced from 7 exons.
GGUACUGCUGGGAACAACCUUCUAAAACCUCUGGACCCGCAGAAGUCAAACAGGACAAACCAAGAUUCGGACCUUUAACACGAGUUGAGGUCGCUCCGAUCCCGCUCGGAGUCAGUUUCAGUUUGCGGUCACAUGCUGCCCUGGCGCUGCUCUGUAUUUUGUUUGUGGAGGACGGAAGCGUUUUAUUCCUCCGGUCGAUUCGCGAAUCCGCACCCGCUGACCAGGAUCUGUGCUCUCCACACAAGGGAAAAAGAAAAUCAGUUUUGCAGACUGGCGGAAUGGAAGCAGUCGCCCCGGUCAAGAAGUUCCCCGCAUUUAAACUGGACAUCAAUCCUCUGAAGGAGCCGCUCGGCUUUAUCAAAGUGUUGCAAUGGGUUUUUGCUAUAUUUGCCUUUGCCACUUGUGGAGGUUACACGGGGACGAGUAUGGCUUCUGUUAAGUGCCUGCAUGGCAAGAAAGAUCUGAUCUCCAUCAAUUUCAGUUAUCCUUUCAGGUUAAACCAGAUUUCCUACCGAGCACUCACCUGCAAGAAUGAUACUGUUUAUGAGACCCUGGAUCUCAUUGGAGACUUCUCAUCAUCCGCAGAAUUUUUUGUUGCAAUUGGAGUGUUUACUUUCCUCUACUGUACAGCUGCUCUAGUCCUGUAUUUGGGAUACCAGAGCCUCUACCAGCAGAAUAAGUACCUGCCAAUUGCUGAUUUCGUAGUGACAGCACUUUUUGCAUUCCUCUGGUUGGUCUCCUCCUCGGCUUGGGCGCAAGGUCUGACUGAUGUUAAGAGUAAUACAAGGCCGCCUGCCCUCAUCCGUUCUAUAAGCGCCUGCUACCAGAAGACUGUCGUGUGCACACCGGGUGCUCUGCCCCCAAUGGGGCGCCUUAACGCCUCUGUGAUAUUUGGCUUCAUGAACUUCAUCCUGUGGUCAGGGAACAGUUGGUUUGUGUUGAAGGAAACCUCGUGGCACAAGCCAGCCAUUCCACAGGAUGUUGCUGAGCAAGGCACCAAUGUGAAACACUGAUGUGACCUCUAACUGCUCUUCUCCAUGCCCCCUUCUCCUCCUCAUCCCCUUCCUCCCGUACCUCCUGUCAUUCUGUCCCAACAUUUCCCUCUCUCCUUCCCCCGCCACACCCAUCCCAACACCCUGUCGAUGUAGAACCUUGCUCAGAUGUCCCCUGGCAGAUUUAGGCAGUGCACUCCCUCUCCAAACACCUAACUCAAUGGUUAGAAUGAUCGGACACUUCAGAUCCAAUACCAGUCAGAUUUUUUGGAUGAUCGUUUCUGUCACUUUCAGUUUCUAACCUGUCCAAUGGGAUAAACUGACUAUGUAGGAAGUUGGUGAUCUGUGUAAGUCGCUACACUGCAGAAUGGGAAGGAGUUCGAUUGAGCUCUGGCCAUUUCGCACCACAACCCACUCCCAAUGAUGACCAGUGACUCUUGGACCUUAAGCAGACUUUUCACUCCCCCAGUCAUUCGCACAUUUAUAUUUCGUGCUUGUUACAUUUAAAUGGCUCCCAGUUGCUCGUUUCAUUGUAGCUGUGGGCUCGUAUCUUCCGAUGAGCUUCAACUUGUGCUAAUGCCAGAGUAGCAGCGGUGGUCUCAGAGGAGGCAAAUCCAUAUCUCGGCGCUGGAUACAAGUUCUGGGCGAACUGGGGCUUAAAUAUAAAAUGGAAUGGGAGAUCUUUCUAACAUUGCACAGAGACCCUCUGCUCCAUUUACAACCAUGGAAAAUCUUUGUUCAGCAACACUAUCGCUUCAAGAGAUCAGAGCGAAUCCUUCCACCAACCUAUGUGUGCUAAACACUUCUGAUUCCAGCUGUGCUUUUUAUUCUGCUUCCUGUCAAUGUGCAAUUGAACUCUAAGUGGCCUCCUCCCAUGAUUCUUGACAAACAGGGUUCCACGUCUAACAGGGUGGGGGGGUGGUGCGGUGGAGGGGGCUGUUUUUAGAACUGAGCAAUUUUAAAAAUUAUCUGUUGGUGUUGCUGAGGGUUAGCAGUCUAUCCAAUCAUUUAAAAUCCGAGCCCGUGGACUGCAAAGUGAUUGCUUCCGAUGCUGCGGAAAGACCAAUACGCAACCCUCGCAGCAGGUCUCAUAGGAACAGAGGUUACUGGAAAACCUCGGUAUGGGGGUGCAGGAGGGGUCACAGGAGGGUUCAGGAAUACCUGAGGGGAUGCAAAUUGACUUGAAAUCAGGUAAGGUGGUGGGGAGGCUGUUAAACUAAA